AUGAAAAAGUUCUCUUGCUCCCCAUUGUGGCUCACGGCACUGAUCAUCGCACCAAUCUUGCAUCUCCCAAGCACUGCUUGUUCAACAAUCCCCAAAGCUUCACCCGUUCUCGGACAGCCGAUUUUGUCUAAGCGAGCAGUAAUAGUGCCGCCUCGUUUUGUGAUCAUUCCGAUCUUUGGCCCGGUCUCCUUCACAGAGAUCUUCAACUGGGGAUGUCCGACUCCAACGGAUAAUAAUCGUGUUGGUCAUGGUGGGUAUGAGAGCAGAGUGAAGCAAGUAGCCACGCAAGCGAUCGAUCAGGCGGUCGUUGAACAGUACGCCAAGGCGCAUCCGGAGAUGGCUAAGGAGGUGUCAUUAGACUUGCGAGAGAUAUUAAGGCUCGAGGAGCAAUCCGGCCAAUUAGUGUCGCAAAUAGACCAUGCCCGAGUCAUCAAGGCUAGAGCAGAUCUUGCACGGUUCUUCGAGGCUCACCCCGAGCUGCAGGCCCAGGCCGAAGACACUUUCCAAGAACAAGUCGACGCCCUCUUCCGCUCGCGUGAUUCGGCUGACUGGGAAGCUGCCAAUCUUGAUCAAGUGGCGUCGAGGGACUGGGCACACCUCACUCCUCAAGAUGAUUCAAAAUACAAACCAAAUUCUGCGCUCUCCAAGUUUCAUUCUCACAUUCAAGGCCACAAUCUUCCUCGUUAUACUCUCGGCCAUUGA
Puccinia graminis f. sp. tritici CRL 75-36-700-3 is the source of this 702-nucleotide messenger RNA. RefSeq lists its product as uncharacterized. The record is from RefSeq and is a predicted model, not a curated record. The transcript has a single exon. Lineage: Eukaryota; Fungi; Basidiomycota; Pucciniomycetes; Pucciniales; Pucciniaceae. The coding region runs from base 1 to 702 and encodes 233 amino acids.